Rotaria sp. Silwood2 is the source of this 1056-nucleotide messenger RNA. Lineage: Eukaryota; Metazoa; Rotifera; Eurotatoria; Philodinida; Philodinidae. The record is from the annotation of a GenBank genome assembly.
AUGGUUGAUAUUUUUGUUUGUUUUAUUUUUAUUUUCAUAGCAAAAAUUAAUGGAUUUAUAUUUGAUGGUAAAGAAGAUUUAAUUCUUUUACCAUCGGUUGCUUUUCGAGAUCAUUCAAUAAAACCUUCAACUAAUUGGAUUUCAUCUAAUCAAGGAUGGUAUUACAAAGAAGACCUUCUAAAAGCAGAAAUAAUGGAAAAAAUGUUAGAAAAAGUUGUUCAACAAUCUGUAAAUAUAAAUCGUAUUAAAUUAUUUACUGCUGAGGGACAAGAACAUAAAAGUGUAUGUAUUUAUAAUUUCAAUAAACCUAUCUGUACACGUACAGAUGACGAAGGUAGAAUUAAAAGUACAAUUCGAAUUAGUAAAAAUGAAAUCGAUCGAUUAAUUCAAUCUGGUGCUAAAAUACUUUAUCGUCUAUCAGUAUUAAACAAAAAUAUUCAAGCUACAGGUGAAAUUUAUUUAUGUGAUGAUAAUGGCAUAACAUUUCUAAGUGAUAUGGAUGAUACAAUAAAAGUUACGGGUGUUACAUCAGCAACAGUAACACUGAAGAAUACUUUCGCUGGUACUUAUACAUCUGUUGUUGGCAUGUCAAAUAUAUAUCGAUAUUGGCAAAAAAGAUAUAAUGCAACAUUUGCAUAUAUAACAGAAUCACCAGAUCAACUUUAUCCAUUUUUACGUGAAUUUAUCAAUCGUGAAAAAUUUCCAUUAGGUUCAUUUCAUAUGCGUCAUUUUACAUGGCUUGAUGCAAAUUUUAUUUCAUUUUUCAUGUCAAGUAAUUAUAUAAAGAUUAAAACAGAAAUAAUAUAUAUGUUUUUAAAUAAUACAUUAAAUCGUAUAUUUAUUUUAAUUGGUGAUAUAUUUCAAAAAGAUCCUGAAAUAUAUGCAAGUAUUUAUAUGAAAUAUCCUAAUCGAAUAGGAAAAAUUUUUAUUCGAAAAUAUAAAAAUGAUAUCAUUGGUCAACGACGUUUAGAACAAGUAUUUAAUAAAAUACCUCGAAAAAAAUGGGCAACAUUUGAAAAAGGCAGUGAUUUACCGGCAAAUAUUUUCGUUGUUUAA